UAUUACCACGACUCUCUCUCUGAACUGUUCCUUCAUCCCGGAAGCCCAGUAAAAAACUGGAGAGAGAAACUUUAGGUUUUUCCCAUCCCAGAUUGAUCUUCACAAACCCUACGCCUUCUCAGAUCUCAAAAGCCACCAUUGAUGGCGGAUCAAAGCAAGCCGGUCACUGGUUACCCAGCGGCUCAACCCUAUUAUGGAGCUACGCCAUCGGGAAACCCAUCCUCUGCAAAUUCUUACCCUGCUCCUCCCCCUUACUAUGCAAACCCUUAUUACCAACCUCCUCCUCCUCCUCCUCCUCAACCCUACUAUAACUCCGCGACAUAUGGUUCGAGCUUGAUACGCAGGGCAUUUGCCAUAGCCAUAGCCGUGAUCAUAAUCUUUGGUCUCGUAAGCCUAAUUUUCUGGCUGGUUCUGCGGCCUAAAGUUCCUGAGUACACGGUCCAAUCUGCUUCGAUCUCUCAAUUCAACCUCUCUGAUAGCAAAUUGACUGCAAAUUGGAAUGUUACUCUCAAUUCCUUUAAUGGAAACAAGAAGAUGGGGAUUUACUACGAUGAAAUUAGGGUUUCCUUGUACUAUGGCUCUGAAUUACUUUCUCAAACCGGGCUUCCUCCUUUCUAUCAGGAAACGAAGAACUCAACUGUUUUGAUCGCAAGAUUUGCAUCCGAUGGGGACUUUGUUGGUGAUGAAGUUGGGAAGAAAAUGAGUGCUCAGAAAGGGAAUGGAAAUGUGGAGUUCAAUGUAAGGUUGGCUGCUUGGGUUAGGUUUAACACAGGGGGUUGGAGAACCAGGCGCCAUGUUCUUAUUGUUCUAUGUGAUCAUGUGAAUAUUGGGUUCAAUUCUUCGAGUUCGGUGGUUGGAAACCUGACGAGGGAUUUUGUGCCUUGCAGGGUUGAUGUGUGAGUCUUGUCUCUCUUUCCCCUUUUGACUGACCGGUUUUAGAGUAGGCUUUUUUGGUUGGGGUGGUUAUCUUAAGCGGUUGUUUGGGACCCUGGAUCUUGUCAAUAUUAAUCAGGGAAACUGGAAUAUACUUUCUUUUACUUUCUCUCUAUUUAUUUAUUUAUCCUUUUGUUGAUGGUGCCUCAUUGAUAAUCUGAACAGUUCGAUGUACUUUCUUUUUAUUGAGUUUAUGUAAUAAUCUGCAAUAGUUUUUCCCUUGCA
This is a messenger RNA of Amborella trichopoda, 1158 nucleotides long. Its product is annotated as NDR1/HIN1-like protein 1. Gene Ontology annotation, cellular component: plasma membrane. NCBI's taxonomy places the organism in Eukaryota, Viridiplantae, Streptophyta, Magnoliopsida, Amborellales, Amborellaceae. Gene Ontology annotation, biological process: defense response to other organism. The record is from RefSeq and is a predicted model, not a curated record.